UAUCAACAGAACAUUCAAUCAUACCCCUCAUGUCGACCAUCUCUCGGUAUAGCUCCUUUUCAUUUCACCUCCAUCGAUGGUAGCAUGGCUUCCACAGACAUGGCAACAGCGACAUUAUCCGUUGAUGAGAUCGCUGCUAUGGGCGAUGCUGAGCUUGGCAUGUUCAUGAAGAAGCAUCGCCGCCCCGGUGGUGGUUUCGAGCUCCCUGUUGACGGGUGGGACAAGCUGUCCAAGGAUGAACGCAACCGUCUCGCUGAGAGGCUGAAGGCCCAAGAACGCGGCCUAGCCCAGAGUCCCACGGCUUGUUCUCGCCCACUCGACCUCGACGACCUUGAUGCACGCCUACGCCAAGUAUCGCCCAACAAUAGCUUUUCAUUACGACCCGAACUAAAAGCCAUCGAGCGAUCGGAGUCCCCUACCCCACCGUUCGACCUCGAGGUCCACAGGACGAGAGACGAGAUUGAGUCUUACCAUGAGCUCAUCGACGAUGGCGGCCGCCCAUUAUACCCCAUAGACGUUAUUCAGGAUGUUUAUAGGAAUCCAAACAACUAUGCUGAGAUUCUGCGACCUUGGCAGGAGUCCCUCACCCAAAUACGCCCUGGAGGCAUAUUCCAGAGACAGUUGCAGAGGUGGCAGGACUUCCGCAAGUGGCAAAACGAUAAUCGAGGCCGUGAGGACGACGAUGGUGGCUUCCCGGCGUAUGUCGAGCAGCAGAAGCACUGGAUAAAACGAGACUGUUUGAAGGAAACACGUGCCCGGCGCCUGGCCGAGAUUGAAGCUGAUCCGUCAUGCCUUAAGCCGGAAUGGGAUCAGAUGCAAUUACUUCGCAGACGGCAGCGACGCCUCUACAGAGAACGCGACUGCGACGGGUUCCACGACUAUGCAGCGGCGGUGAAGCGCCGCCUCACACGCCACGACUUCACCCAACCGUUUGAGCUCGAGGAAGACCCCAAGAAACAGGAUCGGCUGGCAACGUGGAUCGAAUACCUCAACUACGAGUACUGGUGGCUUGACAAGUACAUCGGCGAUAUCGAGCGCCUAGAGCCAAAGCACGACAAGGCCUGGCAGGAGCUUGUCGAUGCGAAGAUACCGAGACCUCACGAGACGAAAGAGUUUGUGCGGACCGCCGCAUCAGGGAUGGAGUGCCAGACAGAAGAGGAUCAAGCCAUGAAGGCCGUGCAGAUGGCAGAGUCCGAAGCGAAACGAAUCUAUGUGUUGACCCAAGAAGAUCCGAAGCGUUUACGUAUUCCCAAGGCAAAGCGGAUAUCGAUGUUGAAAGUCGGUGCAGAGAAAUUGCUUGCUGCAAAGCGACGGUUCGGGCAGAUCCGGAAACGGAACGAUCGAAUCACGGAAUUUGUUCGGGCAACAUUCGACUACGCGGAUGCAAGGAGAAACGCUGCUCGUCACCGCGUCCUUGUGCAAUGGGUUCUGGAGCAAGUUCCUUUGAUCGAGGCCGAGAUGGCCCAGUCCGACGCCAGCAAGACUAUGCCUCCUGCAGCCAGUAGGACGAAGAGGAAGCUUACUAACGACGCAGAGCCUGUGGGCAGACGAAACCCGAAAAAGCAGAAGCUUGAUGAUCAGGAGCUGGAUCCAAGCAGCAGAGCUGAGGCCCCGCCAAAAGCCGAAGGGACGCAACCGGCACCCCGGGACGCUGGGGCAAUACCCGAGGGACCCCGCCGUAGCGCACGUAUCGCAGCGCUCCAAGGCGCUGUCAAGCCGGCUUCAGAGCGCGAUACUUCCCAACCAAGACCGCCAUCGUGGCCCACAGCGAAGGUUGCACAACCGCCCAGGUCUCAUUUGUCCGCGGGGAGCACAAAAGCUUUGACGGGUACGAAGAGGGAGCUGCAGAGUGUCGGUCGACGCGGUGUUGCCAAACCUGCUGCAGAAGUGCUACGGAGACGUCGGCGGCGAAGGCGGGGUCGGUGAGGGGGUGGUGCAUACUUCCGUUGUGCUCAUCCAAUAAAUUGACCAGACUGCCUGUCAUAUUUGUCAUGUUUUGUUAGUAAGCAACCCUGCUAAACGGGCUUUCGCGGAGACAACGUUUCAUGUGCCUGAACCUGGGGGGUCGUCUUCACUGUCUUCACUCUUUCUGCUGCGACGUGGCCCUGACGCCCAAAACAUCAUCACGCGCGGGGAUGAGCGCGGGCACGCCCGUCCCCGAUUGACACCAGACACCAGAGCGUGGUCCACAAGGAUGUGCGCGUCGCAAACAUGUUGUUCAUUCCCGAGACCAAUGGGAUCAUAAUAAUUGACAUUGAACGGGCUUCGCUGCUCAGGCCGCCUCGGCGUCCGUUGGCGCAGUUGGUGCCAAACAAGCGAGCAUGGAAGCAAGAGACAAUAGAUAUCAAGGCGACUGGAGGUUCACGCAAU
Molecule: messenger RNA, 2370 nt
Organism: Ilyonectria robusta
Lineage: Eukaryota; Fungi; Ascomycota; Sordariomycetes; Hypocreales; Nectriaceae
Exons: 2
Coding region: 85-1926 (613 amino acids)
Source: RefSeq, a predicted model, not a curated record